UAUUGAGAUUCACAUCAGUUGGGUCUGGGCUGUUGGGGUUGCGCAGCAGCAGGGGGGGGGGGCUUCCGCCUGAGUGAAGCUGUGAAGUUGAAGUGGGGUGGUUUUACUUUGGUUUCACUUCACUCUUACUCGGCUGUCGACUGGCAGUCAUCAAUCAACUUCCUCACUCAAUAUCACAGCCAUGACCAACAUCGACCCAUCCCUACCAACCAACAACAACAACAACAACAGCUCAAACAACCCAAGCAGCACGGUCAACAGCAACACCAACAACAACAACAACAACAACAACACAAACCACAAUCGGAAACGAUCUAGACAGUCAUCAUCAGAAGAUCUACUAUCAACCGACCAUGACCUAUCAUCACUCGACCCAACCCUAUCGGCCAUCAACGAUAGCAUGGCUGCCGAUACUGCCAACCUACUCAACCAUCACUCACAACACACCCCAAAGAGAAAGAGAGACUCCUCCGAUCAACUUCGCCAAUCAGAUCUCGAUCAUCAUCAGGACAACAACUCAAACAACCGUCCCUCUCUCGACACUCUCCAACUAGCUCACCUCAUCACCUCUAUCCAAGCACAUCAACAGCCCCCCUCAUCAUCCGUACCCAUCGAACCAAGCUCUAGUUCUCAUCUGGCUGGAUACAAUAUCCUGCCUGACUAUCUCCUUCCAUCUGAGCCCACAAUCGAGCCAGAGUGGAAGGAGAAAUUCGAGAUCGUUCUGAACCCAUUAAAGCUAGAGAUCUCUCGCCUUCGAUCACGCAUCGAAAUCUUGGAGGAUGAACGAUUGGUGAUGGCUCGCGAGAUCACCUCGUUGAAGGGAUCUCACAAUAUCCCCUCUGAUCUCCCUCCUCGAUCCUUCCCUGGAUCUACCCAUCAAAUCCCACUCCCUGCAGCCAGAGAUAACCCAAGAAUGACAACCAUCCUCGGUAAUUCAACCCUACAUAACCAUGCCUUGGAUAUUCCCGUAGGCCCACUACCGGAGAUCGGAUCGAGCAGCCAAGCUCACUCGACUGCCGGCUUGAAUCAUCAGCUUGCUGCCUCUGCUUCUUCGGGCACCAAGCCUGUCAUCCCACAAUCAGUUAUCAACUCCUCCUCCAAGUUCGAGACUGGCACUAGUUUUCGUCGGCAGAGCACCCGAAAGAAGUCCGAAGCACCAAGCUCAUUCAAUACUUCACCUGCCUCAAACGCCACCCAAGCCAGUAACAACCGAUCCAAGCAUCGCAAGCCAGAGCUUUCUCGGACGGUCCGGGCGACCGUGUUCAGGCUGAUGGGAGUCUCAUCGAGCCAGUCACCGGUACCCAGUGAGGCUGGCCUGCCGAGCGAGACCUGCAGCAAGUUCGGGAACGAGAAGAGCCGGGCCUACCACGGUUAUACCACCUCGCCCUGUUUCCCGGAGUACACCCCCGACGAGCUCUACGAUCCGGUCACCAAGGCCCGUAUCUGGCGUUGGGAUUGGUCCAAGACGAUCCGCCAGUCCCAGAACAACACUAACUUUGCCAAGGAGAUCCGGAACGUGAUCGCGCGUGAGGCGGCCGAUCCGAUCCGUCCCAUGCACACCGAGGUCCCGUGUAGCGACUGGCUCUAUCUCGACGACGCUAUCGAUUCUGCCUACACUAACAUGCGCAGAGAGAGAGAGAACCUGAUCGACCCUACUAAGAUGGUCAAGAAGGAAGUCCAUCGGGCGCGUAAUAAGAAGCGUGGACUGAAGGAAGACAAGUAUAAACGUCGCCGAAAGGCUCUUGAUGAGUAUCGGGCAGACCCUCAAAGCUUUGGCCAAAGACUGCGGGAAGCGAAUCUGAGGAUGACAGAGAAACCGAUUCUUGGAGAUGGAUUAGUGGGGGAGGAGGAGCAGUCUGGGAGAGGACAGCGAUCGGGGGAAACAGAAGAUGGGGCAGGGAGAGCAGCAGCAGCAGCAGAAGAAGAAGAACGAUGGGAUGAUGCGUUGGAUAUUAAGUAUAUGUCGAGUGAAGAUGAGGGACAUGUCAACGAUUUCGAGAAUCCGAUCGGGAUCGGAACCGAGAAGACUGACAAUACGCUCGCCGCAUCGGAUAAAGUGUUUGCGAUCUGUCGCCCCACUUGGAGGUCCGACCAGCUCCACAAUCUCUUCUCGGUCCUCGACAUCAUCAAACAACCCGAACGGGCCUAUCGUAGAGUCUUGGGCCCCUAUCGCGACACUCGUCCUCCCCUAGGCACUCCCUCCUGGAUGAUCAAUCCUGCUUGUGAAGCCUCCAAUCCUCUCGGGCCUUCCGCGUCUUCUUCUUCCACCACUACCACCUCUGCUGCUGCUGCUGUUGCUGCUCCUUCUAACUCUCGAUCACUUCCCCUUCCUUCUACUUCUACUUCCGCUUCUGCUUCUGCUUCCGAUACUGCUCUUGUCAAUCAUGACGCUUCUUUGACUGCUCAAAAAACUUGACUAUCCUGCUUUCUGAUCUCUCUCUUUUUUGUAAGAAAAAAAAAAGAAGGCUCUGUCUCUUUUUUUUUUGAAAAAGGAAG
Molecule: messenger RNA, 2496 nt
Organism: Puccinia graminis f. sp. tritici CRL 75-36-700-3
Lineage: Eukaryota; Fungi; Basidiomycota; Pucciniomycetes; Pucciniales; Pucciniaceae
Exons: 4
Coding region: 182-2416 (744 amino acids)
Source: RefSeq, a predicted model, not a curated record